This is a messenger RNA of Mercurialis annua (annual mercury), 1083 nucleotides long. Its product is annotated as ferritin-like catalase Nec2. Lineage: Eukaryota; Viridiplantae; Streptophyta; Magnoliopsida; Malpighiales; Euphorbiaceae. The record is from RefSeq and is a predicted model, not a curated record. The transcript is spliced from 3 exons. Bases 19 to 945 code for a protein of 308 amino acids.
UCUGACUUAAUAGCGAAAAUGGAUUAUAAAUACUGUUUAUUCUUUACCUUUGUUAAUCUUGUUGUUUUGGCUUCUGCUUUUUCAAAAGGUUCUGAUCGGAAUUGCGGACCGCCGAUCAAGGCCAACGACAAGGAUCGGCUUCAGUUUGCUCUCAACUUGGAAUACUUGGAAGCGGAAUUCUUCUGCUACGGUUCGCUUGGCCAUGGGAUUGAUUUUAUUGAACCCGGUUUAUCCCACGGUGGCCCUCCUCCAAUUGGUGCUCAAAAGGCCAAUCUUAAUCCUCUUGUUUGUAAAUCCAUGGAGGAGUUUUGUUAUCAAGAAAUUGGACAUGUCAGGUCUAUUUGGAGAACGGUUGGUGGAUUUCCAAGGCCUCUAUAUGAUCUAAGGGCUGAAAAUUUCGCAAAUUUUUUUGAUGAGGCACUAGAAAUGAAAUUGGAUCCUCCAUUUGACCCUUACGCCACCACAAGCCACUAUCUAUUAGCAGCUUAUCUUCUGCCUUACGUAGGUCUGGUAGGCUAUGUUGGUACCAUUCCACAACUAUACAACUACACUACUAAAAGACUGGCUGCAUCAUUGCUGGGCGUUGAGGCAGGGCAAGAUGCAGUAAUAAGAACAAUGCUAUACGAGAAAGCUGGUGAAAAAGUGGAGCCUUACGACAUAACAGUUGCGGAGUUUACAAACGCCUUAUCAAGGCGACGGAAUGAGCUUGCGAUGUGUGGAAUUAAAGAUGAAGGUGUGAUUGUUCCUAAAGAACUGGGAGCUGAGAAUAGAACAAACAGUAAUAUAUUAUCAGCUGAUCCAAACUCACUGUCGUAUGCUCGUACGCCACCUGAGAUCUUAAGUAUAAUGCAUGCUACCGGGAAUUAUAGCCAGCCCGGCGGUUUUUUUCCUAAAGGUGCAAAUGGAAGGAUUGCAAAGUCGCUUCUGUUCAAGUUCAAAGGAUAAUGAAUUUUUGUUUAUGAAUCAGAAAUAUGCUAUACGAGUGUGGUUAUCCGAAAUAAAGAUAAUGUGUUCAUGCCUUCGUAUUAAAAAUAAAGUGAGAAUAUCCAUUCAUUAAUAUCUAAUGAUGUAUAAUUUUCAUAA